UUCUCUUUGUUGCUCUGUUCUCCAUUAUCACAUUCAUUCAUUCAUUUCUUCACUUUAUUUAUUAUUAUAAAAAUAAACAAAUUUAACCAUUUCUCUUCUCUCUGAUCUCAUCUCUGAACCACACACAAACACACAGAUUCAUUCAAUUCAAUUCAAUUCAAUUCAAUGUAUGCAUGCAAAUGCACAAUCAAUGAAACUCAAAUUAAAUUAAACUCUCUUCGAUCUACCUAACCACCGUUUCUGGAUCUCAAUUCAAAUGCAUGGCCACAGCCGCCUUGGUAGGCCCAAAAGCGGCGGCGUCGGUGCCGGUCCCGGCAGUCACUCCUCCUCCUCCUCCUCUUCCUGGUCCAAAUUCGUAUUCCUUCUCAUGUCCGCCAUUUUCAGAAGACGUGGCUUGCUCCUAUUCGCUCCUCUUUUGUAUAUUUCCGGAAUGUUGUUGUAUAUGGGUUCCUUAAGCUUCGAUGUUGUUCUUGUACACAAACACCCUCGCCCUCAUCCUGGUUCUCUUUAUACUACUCCUCUACUCUUUCAUAAUCUUUGGCCUUUCAUGGAAGCUGACAAUGCAUCUUCUCCCAAUGUUUUGAUGAAAGCAUGGAAUUUGAAUGAGGAUAGACGAUGGAAGCCUUGUGCUAAUAAAACUCUUUCUCAAAUAGAGUUGCCCAAGUCAAACGGUUACCUUAUAAUUGAAGCAAAUGGUGGACUCAAUCAGCAACGCCUGUCGAUAUGUGAUGCAGUUGCUGUGGCUGGAUUACUAAAUGCAACUCUUGUUAUUCCAAUAUUCCAUUUAAAUAGUGUAUGGAGAGAUUCAAGCCACUUCGGUGACAUUUUCGACGAAAAUUUCUUCAUACAAUCACUUGAGAAACAUGUGCAUGUGGUAAGAGAACUUCCAGUUGACGUACUUGAACGGUUUGGCAAUAACGUAAGUAACAUUGUCAAUCUCAGAGUAAAAGCCUGGUCUAGUCCAUCUUACUAUAUUAAGAAGGUUCUUCCUCAUCUUUUGGAAAUGAGUGUUGUUCGUAUUGCACCUUUCUCCAACAGAUUAGCUCCGUCAGUACCCUCAAAAAUCCAAGGGCUAAGGUGCUUUGCCAACUAUGAAGCUCUUAGAUUUUCUGAACCUAUUAGAUCCCUUGCAGAAACCAUGGUUGAUCGGAUGAUUAAACAUAGCUCCCAAAGUGGAGGGAAAUAUGUUUCAGUGCACCUUCGUUUUGAGGAGGAUAUGGUUGCAUUUUCAUGUUGUGUGUAUGACGGUGGGGCAGAGGAGAAACAUGAAAUGGAUAUUGCUCGUGAAAGGAGUUGGCGAGGUAAAUUCAGAAGAAAGCAUAGGAUAAUAAAGCCUGGUGUACAUCGGGUGGAGGGUAGAUGUCCUUUGACUCCAUUAGAGGUAGGAAUGAUGCUUAGAGGCAUGGGAUUCGAUAAUACCACUUUAGUAUACGUUGCUGCAGGAAAAAUUUAUAAAGAACAAAAGUACAUGGCACCCCUUAAACAGAUGUUUCCAAGAUUACUAACAAAAUAUACCCUGGCAACUGCAGAAGAGCUUGCUCAGUUUAAGCGCCACUCAUCUAGGCUGGCUGCUCUUGAUUAUACUGUUUGCCUCCAUAGCGAAGCAUUUGUUACGACUCAGGGUGGAAAUUUUCCUCAUUUCUUGAUGGGUCACAGGAGAUAUAUGUACGGUGGGCAUUCAAAGACAAUUAAACCCGAGAAGAGAAAAUUGGUUGUAUUAUUCGAUAAUCCUGAUGUAAGAUGGGAAGUAUUUAAGCAACAAAUGAAAGACAUGCUUCAGCAUAGUGAUGAAAGGGGAACCGAUGUAAAAAAGACGGGUGAAUCCCUAUAUACUUUUCCCAUGCCAGAUUGCAUGUCUAAACAGGUAGAACCCAACAAUGAAAAUGCUAACAUUGGGAAAAAUAUGAUAUUAUAACUGUAAAAGAAUUAAUUGUCUUUAGGAAAUCAAAUUGUUCAAUAGAUGUAAUUCAUAUAUAUAUAUCAUUAAGUUUGAAUUCAAAAAGAAUAGUUUGAUUCAAACUUGAAGAAAAGCCAUAAACUAAGGGCUUCAAUUUCUUCUGAUUUAUUAGUAAUAGUUAGGUGUGAGAUUAUAAUUCUUUGUACAUGAGAUUGUUGUAACCCAAGACAGACUUUCACUUGAUUAUGAAGAUCCAUUUUUGAAGGACUGGCAGCUGUUCAUUAACCAAUGAAAAAAGAAAAAUAACAAUUGGUUGAUAUUGUUGCUCAGAUGAUUCAUUUUCCUCA
Vicia villosa (hairy vetch) is the source of this 2244-nucleotide messenger RNA. Its product is annotated as O-fucosyltransferase 9. The transcript has 10 exons. The record is from RefSeq and is a predicted model, not a curated record. Bases 257 to 1915 code for a protein of 552 amino acids. NCBI's taxonomy places the organism in Eukaryota, Viridiplantae, Streptophyta, Magnoliopsida, Fabales, Fabaceae.